This is a messenger RNA of Durio zibethinus, 791 nucleotides long. The record is from RefSeq and is a predicted model, not a curated record. Lineage: Eukaryota; Viridiplantae; Streptophyta; Magnoliopsida; Malvales; Malvaceae.
UUAAGCCACAAAAUGAAGAAUGAAAUCCACCUAGAUGUUAUAUUUAGUUACAUUCAACUUACCUCAAAUUUAGCACAUUAUGAAGAGCAUGUUCUUCUCUCCCCUCCUGUAGCGUUGUCUCUUGUCUUCCCUCUUUCCUCUUCCUUAGCUUUGGCCCGUAGCUCUCUGCAGAACUAAUUACAAAAAUGACAACAUAUGGAACUAUUCCAACAGAGUUGCCUCCAUCAACGACCUUCAUUUUCCCUGCAAGAGAAGAGAUCCUAUCAGCCCUUGGCUCACGAAGACAAUGGAAAGAGAUGAUCAAGAUUCAAGCUAUAAGCCUCCCCUCCAAUUUAAAUAACUCCAUACAAAGAAUCCGAACCAACGCUGCAUUUUUUAGGAUGAACUAUGUCAUCGUCAUAAUGUUUCUUCUCUUCCUCAACUUGCUCUGGCACCCUGUCUCACUGAUUGUCUUAAUUAUCCUGAUAGUUGCAUGGUUGUUCCUAUAUCUUUUACGUGACAACCCUGUAUCAAUUGAGGGCUUUGUGAUUGAUGAUUUCGUUAUGACGACGGGUCUGUUGUUGGUUACCUUUGCCAUGCUUUUCCUAACAGAUGUGACAGAUAAUAUCAUAAUUGGUCUUUCUCUUGGAUUAGCUAUUGUUUUGGUCCAUGGAGUAUUCAGAAGUACUGAUGAUUUGUUCUUCGGGGAUGAGGAAGAAGCGAACAGAUUGCCAGUGUUGAUGCGCCAUGCCAAGGAAGCUGCGCCUCUGCCAUUGAAGAAUGCUGCCUCCUCUUCUUAUUCUGUGUCCUAG